AUGCCUUUGCCUGAACUCCCAUUCACAGUGCCUGUUGAGCACAUCAACCCUCCCAAAAUUGGCCAAGGCGGUUAUGUCGGACUGAAACCACACUCAGAAGUCCUUCCAGCUGGUUGGAAAUUCGAUCAUCCCCAUGCCAAGCCCUUGUCCUCAGACAUCCUCGUUGAGCAUGAUGUUGCGUUCAAAAUGAGAGAUGGGGUCACGCUCUAUGCUGAUGUCUAUCGACCGCCGAAUACCGAUGAGCCUGUCCCGGCAAUUAUCUGCUGGUCACCCUUCGGAAAGAAGUUCAAUGGUCUCAUGUCGUUAGAUCUCAUGGUUCCAUGGAAUCUUGGCAUUCCACCAAACACCCUUUCUGGUACUGAAAAGUUCGAGGCUCCUGAUCCUGCUGAUUGGGUGCCCCGCGGCUACGCUAUCGUCAAUGUUGACUCUCGUGGGUCAGGCGAUAGUGAAGGAACCAUGGUUAUCAUGGGUAGACAGGAAGCCGAAGACGGAUAUGAUGCUAUUGAAAGCACUGCGAAGUUACCGUGGUGCAACGGCUCUGUCGGACUAGCUGGCAACUCACAUCUCGCCAUCGUCCAAUGGUUUAUCGCGGCUUUACAGCCCCCCAGUCUCAAGGCAAUCGCUCCUUGGGAGGGCUGCGGCGAUUUAUACCGCGAGCAAUUCGCCCGUGGAGGUAUUUAUGCCGGAGACCUGUUCGACAAGCUCAUCGUCAAGUAUAUGCUGCAAGGUCACAAGGGCAUUGAGAGUUUCCGAGAGAUGUUCAAGCAACAUCCUCUUGCUAAUGACUGGUGGAACGACAAGCGCCCGGACAUGAAGAAGAUCAACGUUCCCACAUACAUCACAGGUACCUGGACAAACACAAUGCACGGCAUGGGUGCUAUUCGGGGGUGGCUUGAAGUCGAUACACCUCACAAAUGGCUCCGGUUCCAUCCUUGGCAAGAGUGGUAUGACAUUUGGGGGAAUAAGCAGGCGAACGUCGAGCUACUAGACUUCUUUGAAUAUUUCCUCAAGGGUAAGGAUAAUGGCUGGAACAACACACCUAAAGUCCGUAUGGGUGUGUUACGGUUCGGAAAGAAGGAACCCCAAUCGUACGAGAAUGUUGUUGAGGAGGAUUUCCCCAUUCCCAGGACAGACUACAAGAAGCUUUAUUUCACCAAAGGUGGCGAGCUUUCUCUUGAUAAGCCAACAGAGUCAGCAUCAGUCAGCUACAACUCCGAGACAGACGAUCAAGUCGGAUUCACAUUCCGUUUCAACGAAACAACUCGAUUAGUCGGUUUACCCAAGGCAGUGGUGUACAUGUCCUGUCCUGACUACGACGAUAUGGAUGUCUAUGUCACCCUCGAGAAGCUAGACGCCGAUGGAAAGGUCAUGUUCAAUCUUAACAUCCCCUGGAAGGGCAUUCCGAAAUCAUCAUUCGAAGAGAUGGACCCCAAGGAGAAGAUAGAAGUGGUAAUAUACCGUGGCCCUAUGGGUGUUCUCCGAGCAUCUCAUCGCGAAAUCGACGAGAACAAGAGUAUGCAUCCACACUGGCCUUUCCACCCCCACGAGAAGGUCGAGAAGGUCAAGGCAGGGGAUAUCGUCAGGCUUGAUAUUGGCAUCUGGGCUAUGGGAAUUGAGUAUGAAGCUGGCGAGUCUAUCAGGGCGGUUGUGAGUGGACGUAAUAUUGGUGUUAGCAAUUUUGGAAGUGUGGAGCAUUUGGAUAACAAGGGGAAGCAUCAUGUUCAUUGUAGUCAGGAUCACGCAAGUCAUGUUAUUCUGCCUUUUAUUUGA
Fusarium sp. VM40 is the source of this 1770-nucleotide messenger RNA. The record is from the annotation of a GenBank genome assembly. NCBI's taxonomy places the organism in Eukaryota, Fungi, Ascomycota, Sordariomycetes, Hypocreales, Nectriaceae.